Molecule: messenger RNA, 2029 nt
Organism: Limulus polyphemus (Atlantic horseshoe crab)
Lineage: Eukaryota; Metazoa; Arthropoda; Merostomata; Xiphosura; Limulidae
Exons: 2
Coding region: 197-1324 (375 amino acids)
Source: RefSeq, a predicted model, not a curated record
GAAAUCAAUAUCUUAUCAACUUCUAUUUUCGACAGAUGUACCAGAUUUUGAAAAUGCAGUUCCUUUGAGUAAUUUUAGCCGGUUUACCGUUGUUGAGUCUUUUCAUAUAGUGGCUCCAUCUAUUGAAGAAGAUCAUUAUCCCCCAAACAGAGUCACCGAUCUUCAAGUGAAAAGUAUUAAUCAAGGUUUGGGAAAUAUGUCCAUCUCUCUGAAAUGGACCGCUCCUGGUGAUGACGGUGACUGGGGAAAUGCUUCAAGAUAUGAAAUACGGUUUUCUGAGGCUCAUUCAGCUCUUACAGAAUGUAGUUUUGGAGACAGCCAAAAGCAGAUGUCUUUCACGAGCUCGCAGCCACUACCUAGCUAUUCAAUGGAGAUUCAAAACUUUAUUCUUACUCAAGUAGAAAAAGAUACUAUCCUGUACGUAGGCCUUCGUGCAAUUGACGAUGCGGGGAAUUAUGGGCAAGUCUCAAAUAUAGUUCCGGUGUUUUUUAAAGGUCCUGAAGUACCCACUACCACCUCGACCAGCACGCCAGUCAAAACAACGUCCUCUAUAAGUGAAGAAAUUAUUACAAGUUCAUCCACUACAUCAGAAACUGUUCAAACAACAACACCAGACGUCACCACUGGUAAAACUUCUGAACCAAAGGAAAACACAGAUGUUGAAAAAGUCAUCAUUAUUUCCACAGCAGCAUGCGGUGGGUUUCUGCUGCUUUUGAUCCUAGUGAAUGUUAUCUGUUACUACAUGUGCUGUAGAAAACAUCUAACUGGAUCGAAAGGAGACGCACUUCGAAGAAGACAUUCACCUUAUAGCGUAUACAUGAUGAGACAUCCUGCAAGUAGGCGAAAUGAACUUUCUGUAGACAGUCUUCUUCGACAGAGCAUCCAAAACAAUCAGUUCAUCCUGGAAGGCAGUGGGUUGUCUGAAACAGACCAUUCACAAUCACGGGAACCUCUUGCAAACACAGAAGUUACAGAACAGCCCAACGGAAGGGCUAACUUCCACAAAAUCAGAAACCUGGACAAGCAGGCCAGUGAUGACGUCACUAAGUCUAGUGAGUCACCUCCUGUUCCUGUACGUUCCACAAGCGAAACUCCCUACGGUACAUCCGCCCAGAUCAAAAGAUCGGACUGUGAUUAUUCAACAUUUAAUUUCCCACUUUUUGUAAACGUAUUGGACAACACUACUGAGUUAGAUAUCAGCGAUUCCCAACAGCCUUCUCGUUACAGUAAACCGCAUAAUAGAUUUCCCAAACUUCCGGUCAGGCUGCGUUCUGUUAUAGGAGUUGAGCGUGUUGGUGCUGAUGAGGAUCUUGGUAUUGUCUGAUGUUAGACAAAAUCGAACACUCGUCGCUUAAUUGUGACUUUAACUUUGGGAGAAUCUUAAGUCUGUCUAUUAGUAACCAGAAGUAAUGUUAUUAUUAUUUCCUAGGAAGUUUAUUAGCAUCAGAAAUUAACAAUAUCUUCUUGUCACACAGUCACUCGAUACUUUUGUUUGUUAUGUCUUUCAAGCAGUAGUGUUUUCUCCCAUAAACAUUGUAUAAUUUAAGAUUUGCAUAUUUCCAAUAUUAUAUUUACAAUGUAAUUACUCCUGUUAGGUACUAAUGAAAGCGUUAUUAUUACUUUUAAAAAACACACUAAAAACCAGUAUGAUUACAAAUAUAAUUAUGAAACUUUCCUUGGCAAAUAUGUCUGUUGAAUUUUUGUUUUAGUUAUCAUAAACUUGCCUUAUUACUGAGUAAGCCAGAAAAUCAAACUAAAUCUCUUCUACGUUCGGGAAAAGUAUUUAAUGUUAAAUAUCAAAAUACAAUAAUUGCUAUUGUUAUCAACUUAUUCGGUUAUUAAUGAGGAAUAUAUUAAUAUUCAAUGUCAGUUUUUACUGAUUCUAUUUCCUUGUCUAUUUCAUUUAAGUUACAUUUUUGUAGUUAGUAUAUUUACAUGUUUUUAUACAUUGGUGACUAUAAGCCCUUUUAAAAUGUUUGAAUUUUAUGUUUAUCCUUUUAUUUCUCGUUGUAAUUACUCUGUAAGGGAA